GCCCCCACCCUUUCAGCCCUGAGGCGGCGGCGGGUGUCCCGCGGGUGGGAGGCGGGCCGCUUCCCCCGGCGGAGGGAUCCCGAGCCCACGGAGCCGCCGGCCGUGGGGCCCCGCCUGCCGGGCCUGCCUUGGGAGGGUGCUCCGAGGGCGGAACACCCUGAGGCCAGCGGCAGCCUCCGCACUCCCGCCGUGCCGAGCCUCCCGGGAGCGCCGCCGGGAGCGGCGCUGUGGGCAGCGGCGGCACGGAACAGUGCUCGCCCCAGCCCCGCCGUGCCCUCCUCGCUCGCAGAGGCUGCGGCGGGCGCGGGGCCAGGCGUGCCGCAGCGUUGAACAGUUGCCGCCAGCACGGAGCUCUCUUCCCCAUGUAUACUCCAUAUGGUUCUGCAGACCCAAAGGUUAAAGUGAAAAUACCUUUUGGAAACAAAUAUCUUGAUGCUAUCUUUUCUGUCCCAGAGAAGAAAUCAAGAUAUGGGGUGAUUCUUACCCAUGGAGCUGGAGGAGAUAUGAAUUUCCCUCACUUAGUGUCUCUGGCAGCCUAUCUUGCAUCCCAUGGAGUUCUGUGCCUGCGGUUUACUUGUAAAGGCCUUAACAUUGCUUAUAGGACUAAAGCCUUCAAAACAGUUGUGGAAUAUUUAAAGCUUUCUGAUGAUUAUAAACUUUUGGGUGUCUUCCUUGCAGGCCGGUCCAUGGGCUCACGAGCUGCUGCCUCUGUGAUACGCCAUCUUAGCCAGGAGGAUGAUGAUGACUUCAUUCAAGGUCUAGUGUGUUUAUCUUACCCAUUGCAUCGACCAAAACUUCAGUCCAAGCUCCGGGAUGAAGAUUUAUUAUUCAUCAGGUGUCCGGUGUUGUUUGUCUCAGGAUCAGCAGAUGAGAUGUGUGAAAAACAAUUGCUAGAAGGUGUGGCAAGCAAAAUGAAAGCCCCUAAAAAAAUCCAUUGGAUUGAUAAAGCAAACCAUGGGAUGGCAGUCAAAGGACGAACAACAGACGAUGUCAUGGAAGAAAUAAAUGCACAAGUUUUUUCUUGGCUUAGAGAGAAUAUUGAACUGGAGCACAGAUGAUCUGCAGUGUAUAAGCAGUAUUUUCAUUUAGCUUUUCCUAAAUACAGGAAGUCAGAGUUUGUUAUUUCUGAGAGACAUAUUUUAGAACAGUUAUUUUUCAGAGGUCUCUGUGUAAAUGCAAAUAAAACAUUUUUGUGUGAAUAAAAAAAAUUAUGUAAAACAUUAAAGAACUUUUUAAAGGA
Messenger RNA from Phalacrocorax carbo (great cormorant), 1240 nucleotides. Lineage: Eukaryota; Metazoa; Chordata; Aves; Suliformes; Phalacrocoracidae. The record is from RefSeq and is a predicted model, not a curated record.